Schistocerca serialis cubense is the source of this 6933-nucleotide messenger RNA. RefSeq names its product WD repeat-containing protein 6. Gene Ontology annotation, molecular function: protein binding. Gene Ontology annotation, biological process: tRNA methylation. NCBI's taxonomy places the organism in Eukaryota, Metazoa, Arthropoda, Insecta, Orthoptera, Acrididae. The record is from RefSeq and is a predicted model, not a curated record. The transcript has 17 exons. The coding region runs from base 899 to 4108 and encodes 1069 amino acids. Gene Ontology annotation, cellular component: cytoplasm.
CAGUUAGAUUCUGUAAAGUUGCUACUGUGAUAGCUGUGACUUCUCAGUCACUGUGAUUUCUAACAGAUACGCGAUUUCCUGCCCACCACUACAAAGAACGCAGAAAUUUUUUGUAGAGUCAUGCUUCUGUUUACCAUUUUUAAAGCUAGAACUUCGAACAUUCCAGAUGCACUCAUGUGCCUCAUAAGAGAGUGGCAAGUUCGUUACUGACAGACCAAAACAAUCACAAGUAUUGUGUUGUUGUAUUUACUGCUAGGAGGGCAGUAUAUACCUCUUUGAUCUGUACCGACCAUUGGUACCUUAUUCUUACCUCCAUGAUUGGUACCGACAAAGCUGUGAACACCGGUUUGUGUUGCCAACUUCGUAAUCCAGUUACUAACCGCGAACAUCAUUACAGAACAUGUUUGCAACGCACUACAAACGUGCCUUUAUUCAAUGAUAAAUUGAAAACUGUGAUAACACAAUGAAAAUUGGCAUAUAGCUCAACUUUCACAAAACAUAUUAUCACGCGCCACCUACGAAGACUUAAGUAAUACCGGCAGUUGGUGUGUUCAAUAAAUAAUUUGAUCGUGUAUGGCAUUCCUGUUUCGUUUGUUUACAAACAUGAAAUUUUACUAAAAAAAGGCUAUGCAGACGUGUUUUUAACCUUGUCAAAAUUGUUUGUAAAUGCGAGUUCUGUGCUGCUAAAUCCAAUGUGCGCUACUACACUUUGUGCUUAAUGAUACACUGUCAGUUCAUUACCAUUACACCGUUCUUCUUUCUUGUAUAGUUAGGCAGUGGGAUUGUUUUUACUCAUUAAAAUGUUCACCAGUUUAUGUACCUAUUUAGAUGAUACGCUACUUUGGCGUUAACAAUUUUUACUUUACAUUUUAUCACGAAUAUUGGAGUAUUCAAGAAGAUGAGCGAACCCUGCAUUACUUUUGAAUCGCUGUACAUCAAUACGGAUGUAACGUGUGUGAAAUGUUACGGAGAUUACGUACUGACAGGAACUGGACCGUGGUUCAGUAUAUAUAAUGCAGAGACCUCAGAAUGUUUAUUAAAUUGUUCGGUCUUCCAUGGACAGAGGAUUCACGGUAUAGCUCCACAGUCAGAUGAAAGAAUUGCUAUUUUUGGUGGAAGACAAGUUGUUUUUCUUCACUUAAACCUGAAUUUUAAAGAAAUCCUUAACAAAAUCAGAUGUCAUGUUGAUGAGUGGAUCAUUGAUCUUCAUUGGUUGGAAUGUGGAAGAAAAUUUGCCAUUCUUACUGCAGAUAAUGUCAUUUCACUCUGGAAGAUGAAUGAACCAGAGCAACUUGCUAAAGUUUCUUGCAAGUUAAACUGUCUUGUCUAUAGUGCUGUCAUACUUAAAGAAUCAUGGUCAAACCUGAUUGUGUUAGCAGGCACAGCUUUUGGGAAAAUUCUUGUAUGGAAACCUGCUCUUAAUCUUUCAGAAAAACAGGAACACAUCCUGCAUACACUUACUGGGCAUGAUGGUGUUGUAUCAUCUGUAUCAUAUGAUGCAGAGACUAGUGUCAUCUGUACCACUUCAGAUGACCGCUCAGUAAAAAUAUGGAAAGUGAACCUGAAUCAUGAGGAAUAUUGGGAAACUGCAUCAAUUCAGUUAGUCUGUUCAUUGUAUGGACACACAGCAAGAGUAUGGAAGGCUGUCACAGUGAACAGAACUGUAGUUAGUGUUGGUGAGGAUUCAUCUGUAAUGGUGUGGGGAUUUGAAGGAAAAUUGCUGAAACAGUGGAAGUAUCAUCAGAGCACUACCAUAUGGGCUAUGGACUACAGCACUGAGAAAAACAUUGUUGUUGUCGGUGGAAGUGAUGGGGGAAUUAUUGCAUGGCCAUUUAAUAUGUGGAGAGAAGAGAGUUUGAAUCAUGCACAAUUGUCUUUCCACGGGUGCUUAAACAAUUCAGUUAAUCAUGUAAAUCAUAUAGAUGGCAUCAUACUUCGCCGUAUUCUUAUUUUAAAGGAUAACCAUGUAGUGGCAUUAACUAAAAAUGCCGCUCUUUGGCAUUAUGAUGACUGCCAUGGUGCCGAAUGUAAAUUUACAUUUGACUGCAAAAGAUUUUCAAAUAUAUGCCUUCUUGACAUCUCAACAUCAAGAGCUUUGCUUGCUAUUGCAUCAUGUGAUGGUGAAAUUCUUGUUAUGAGUGAUGAAAACUGCUGCAGAGGGGAAACCUUAACAAAACUGGUCAAAGUGCACUCUUCGGAAGGAGCCAUAUCAUCAUUGCACUGGGCUUCAGAUGACUGUUUAUUAGUAUGUUCCUCUUCUGGUCCUAUGGAGCUAUGGAAACUCAAAGCAGUUGGUGAUGAAUGUCACUCUCUUACCUGUCUUCAGAAGUUCAGCUUACCAACUAAGAAAAGGUCAUCUGUUAUGACAGCUGUGAUUCAUGACAGUCAUCUGUUAUUUGGUGACAGGACAGGAAACAUUCAUGUUUAUGGUUUAAUAACCACUGAUGAUAACAAUGGGACAGUAAUGUUGGAUAAACUGCAUACAAAGCACCAGCACGGAAAAGAAAGUGUCACAUUUAUAAUGAGCCUGAAAUCUGAAAUAAUUUCAGUUGGACGUGAUGGUAUGCUCUGCUGGUUUACUGUAGCAAAUAAAACAUUACAUGAGGUUUCUGUCUGUAGGCUACCUAUGGAAUGGCCUGCAAGAAUUCUUAUUGCAAAUGGUGGAAUCCUUAUUGCAGGUUUUGUUGAUGUGAAGUUUAUUGUUUGGAGCCAUGAAGAAAAACAAAUACUCCUAGAAGUUCAAUGUGGAGGUGGUCAUAGAGCAUGGGACUGUGCAGUUAAUGAAGAUAUUUUCACUUUUCUAUAUCUGAAAGAUAAUGUUGUACACAGAUGCAUAUGGAGCUUAGUUGAUUUAACACGACCACAUUUGCAGAGAGGUUUUCAUCUCAAGGACAUUAAUUGCCAGAAGCUUAUUUGUGAAAAUACAGUCAAAAUUCCAUACCGCCUUGUGGCAUGCGGUAGUGAAAACAAUACAGUUUAUCUUAUUUUUCUUCAAGCUGGCAUGGCACCUACAGUAGCAGCAGUUCUUGACACACACAUAUCCAGUGUGAGAACUCUGGAUGUAUGUUGCCUAAGAAAGUCUGAAGAGUCUGAUUUGUUCCUGCUGGUUACUGCUGGUGGAAGAGCUCAGCUGAAAGUGUGGAAAAUUUGUGUUUCGCAUUCAGGAGAUGAAGCUGUAUUGCCACAAGUGUAUUGCUCUGAAGUUUGCUCAGAUAUUUUGAAUAAAUGUGGAGGUAAGAAGAAAGCAUCUUGGAAGUCACUGCGGCCUGUGGCAGAGGCAGAUAUGCGGUAUAUGGACAUCUGCAUCUUGCAAACCGAACACACCCCAAGAGACACUUGUGAAUACACUGUUCCAUUUGCUUUUAUUUUGGUAGGGUGUUCAGAUGGGAACUGGAGGUUGCUAAAUUACAAUACACAGUGUGACCAUCUAAAUCAUCUGAAAGCAUUUCCCAGCCAAAUGUGUGUGUUGAAAGUUGGCUAUCUUUUCACUAGGAGUCAUUAUUUUGUUUUUACAAUGGACACCAAUGGAUGUUUAAAAUUAUGGGAUUUAACUGCUGAUAUCCAUGACGCAGUAAGAAGUAAAUUUCAGAUGCCUAACAAUCAUAAAAAUUCCUUUGUUCAGACAGAGAAACAGAGAAAACCAUUGUUUUCCAUUAAAGUGCACCAAACAGGCAUUAAUAGUAGUGAUACAUUUAGUGUAUCAUGUGAGAGGUUUGUUAUUGGUACAGGUGGUGAUGAUAAUGCACUAUCACUAACCAUGCUUGAUUUGAAGAUUGGGAAUGCUGGAGAUAUGGAUGUAGUUUGUGUUUCUCAGUGGGAAGAUACAACUGCACAUCUUGCACAGAUUACAGGCAUAAAAAUGUUUAAUGGAUUCAUUAUUACUGGUUCUGUGGAUCAAUGCAUUGCAUUGUGGAGCUGGAGUUACCUAUCAUGCAAACUGAAUGCUACGAAACUUCAAAGCUUUUGUAGUACCAUUACUGACAUUAAAGGAUUUCUUGCAUGGAGAACAGAGAAUGAAUUUACCAUUUCUCUUUAUGGUCAAGGCAUGGAAUUGAUCAGAGCCAUCGUGAAUGAUGAUCCGGACAAGGAGGCAGCUCAAAAAGUUUGAAAUCUGAAAGCAGAUUAGGUAUUAAGACGUACUCGGUGUUUCCUACUGAGCAAGGUGAUGCAGUGGUUAGCACUCUGGACUUGGAUUUGGGAGGAUGACAGUUCAACUCACCAUCCAGCCAUCCCGAUCUGGGUUAUCUGUGAUUUCCUUCCCCAUUCUUGAAACAAUCUGAGCUUCUAUUCUGUCUGUAAUGACAUCGAUGUUGAUGGGAUGUUAAACCCUAAUCUUCCUUCCUGGUUCCUUUUUUCAAUGUUUCUUCCUGUAAAUGGUCACUCAUUUAUUCAGAAUCAGGAUUUAAUUUAAAUUUUCCAAUGUAAAUACAUAUCAUUUGGUAACUAAUGUUCUAUUAAAGAUACUUUGUUUUAUGGCUGUUGUUACUGUAUUUCAUUGUAGCAAAAGGAAUGUAGCAUGGACACCACAUGAGAUGUAACAAAAUAACAAAACUUUUCUUUUAUGUUCGGGAAAGGGGGAGAAUUAAUUUCUUGUUGGCAGAUAGGCAGUAAUGUUGGGUUCUGUAAUAGGUACUUGUGCUAAAAAUUGUCUUAAAUCAGUCAGCUGUCAACUGUGGAGAGGUGUCAUUGAUGUUGAUGGGAUGUUAAACCCUAAUCUUCCUUCCUGGUUCCUUUUUUCAAUGUUUCUUCCAGUAAAUGGUCACUCAUUUAUUCAGAAUCAGUGUCACAUAAUACUUCCCCAUCAGCCUGUAAACUUCAGAUUAGUUUCAGUGUAUGAAAAAGGUAAAAGAAACAAAGGAAAACAUCUACUUACCAGGCUGCUGCAGCUCAACCAUCUCAGAUAGAAAGCUCAAUAACUUUUAAAACUAGGAAUGUGAAGAAAAGAGGUUUUUCAAAUAACUGUACAGGAAUGGAUCCAGAACAUUGGGGCUGUGGUCUGCCUGCAUACCAGAAAAUAACUCGGGUGACUGAAGUGAAAUAGAGAAUCAUUUGGCAGUAAAUGCCUCUCUCAACUAUUAUGUUGCUUGAUUAAUUCACACACACACACACACACACACACACACACACACACACACACACACACACAGGGCUGCAUUUUCCCAGCUGACAACACUAAACCAUCACAGUAGUUCAACUGAUGGAGACUCCACUGGGUCCAGGAAGUUUGUUGUAGUUUAGCAAUUUCAGCUGUUUCUCAAUGUACACUAUCUUCUCCGUGGCAUGAGAAUGGCAGUGGGGCAGCAGUCCUGGAUUUUCCUUUGUAAAUGAACAUUUGAAAGUCAAAUUAAACAUUUCUGCUUUUGUCUUGCUACCUCAGUUUCAGUUCCAAUGUCAUUCAUGAGUGUCUGGCACUAACUCGGGUGCUACUGAAAGCCAUUAUAUUUAUGACCAGAAUUUCUUUGCCUCUUGUGAAGUGUCUUUCCAUUCAGCAAAUCUCUAUCUACAGCCCUAUGCUUUGUUUUGCACUUAUUGUGCAAUGUUCAGUGUUUCUUACUUACAGAGACUGUAUACCAAACAGGGACCCCCUUUGUGAACUGACCUACUAUGAAUAUAUCUGUCCAGUCAUUAGUCAAUUAGUCCUCUAAACUUGAAUCACAUUUUCAUUUUUUGUAGUCCUGUCUUCCUCAGUUGUGUGUAAUAUUACGGUAUAUUGAUAAUUUUUACUUAUGGACCGUAAGUGACAAAAAUGUAAAUUUAAAUAACUAACAUAUGUACAUAUUUCAGGCCACUGAUAAUGCUCUGCAGAAAAUAAAGGCGAAACGUGUAUGGCACUAAAAUUGUGUUUUAUUCAGUUGCUGUCAGAUGGUCCAUAAGUAAAAAUUAUCAAUAUACCGUAACAUUCAAUCACAUUUCUUAUUCAUGCUCCUGUCCAGAGCUUAAUGCUUCACAUUUCUACUUGAGAUAUGACACUACUGCCUCUUUAUCUAAUUUACUGGAUAAGUAAAUCUUUCUACUGGCCUUAGUUGCCCUUUAUACUUUACAAAUCAUUGUUGCUACAACUGCCUUGUGUUCACUGAUACCUGUUUCAAUGUGGACCUCCUCAGAGAGGUCAGGUUUAUUUGUAGCCAUAAGAUUUUUGCAUUUUAUGCAACCCUCAUGUGCAGGAUUUUCAUAUUCUCUCACUUGCUGUGUGCAAACUAUUAGUCCUACAGACAAAAUGAACACGACCUUUCUGUAGGAAAUUAAAUGUAGUUAAAUUUUGCAUCGGGGGAUACAUUUUUGCUGGAGGGCACAAUUUUCGUGUUAUUCAAGAAAAAUGCAUUUGGAGGUCACUUUUGUAUGUUUCUCUUUAAUAAUUCAAAAACCACAUGCUCUGGCAAAAACAUAUCCCUUUGUAAAAUUAAAAUACAUUAAAUUUCCUACAUAAAGAUCCUGAGUCUCACGGUCAACAGAAGGACCCAGUAAUAAAUUUAUGUACAUCCCUGAUACUGAGUCUUGGCCAAAAAAUCUCACAUUCAGCUUCACUUUCUCCGUCAGUGGAUUUGAGUUUUGUGUCUGUUGCGAUGAAUCCACCACUUCUAUUUCCUGUUAGGCUAUCCUUGUAAUCAUCUAGUAAAAUUUCUGCCAAAGAGGCUAUGGAACAGCAUGAGUAAAAAGUGAUAAGUUCUUUGAUUUAUUAUGUAUAAUUUGACUAAAAUUAUGUAAAUAAGUUACAGAUACAUGUAAAAUCAGAUACAUGUAAAAUCAGAUAUGUGUAAAAUGAGAUAUGUGUAAAAUGAGAUAUGUGUAAAAUCAGAUAUAUGUAAAAUCAUAUAUAUUAACUCUUGUAUUAUGUGUGUACUAUGUCUAUAUCUGUGCAAAUCAAGGCAUAUUUUUGAGAAUGUUUGGAAGUUUGUAAAUGUUGUGUAUAAUGUAUUUCAAAGUAAACUGAUC